AUGGCGCGGUUGUCCGGCGAUCUGCUGGCGGCCGCGGAGCGGUACCAGCUGGUGGAGAGGAUGCGGCCCCUGUGCGAGAACCUGCUGUGCGAGCUGAUCACGCAGGAGAACGCCGCGGCCACGCUGGAGCUGGCGAGGCGCCACGGCCGCCCCGAGCUCCGGGCUUUCUGCCUCGACUACAUGACGUCGCCGGGCGUGUUCAAGGCGGUGGUGGCCAGCGAGGGCUACCAGGCUCUCCCCGCCGACGCUCUCCGGGACAUCAUCACCCAAGUAGCUCAUUAG
Miscanthus lutarioriparius is the source of this 282-nucleotide messenger RNA. NCBI's taxonomy places the organism in Eukaryota, Viridiplantae, Streptophyta, Magnoliopsida, Poales, Poaceae. The record is from the annotation of a GenBank genome assembly.